AUGUACAAUUUCAAGUGCUUGUCAACCCGUUUUGGGGUUUUGCUUUUGACAACAAUGACACUGUGGAACAUUCAUAGACCAUUUAUUCCUCCAACCGAGGCAUCGUUUGUCAAAGAUUUCUACGCAAUGCUGUUCGAUGAGGAUGCUGAUGACGCGGCAGUGGAUUCUGAUCAAAAUUUUCCCACUGUUCAGCGUGGCGACAUUUUCGUGGCUGGAAGAAUUCGCAUUAAGGCCGAAGAACUCGGACCUCCUUUGACCGGAAUGGACCUGGCGUAUUACGCAGCCAAAGGCCUGAAAAACGAUGGAACCAAUUGUCAUAGCCCGGAUUCCCCGAAACUGCCGAUCCGCAAACCAGAACACAUAAAAAAGGAUGUGUAUCAGGGCGACAUCUUGACGAACCCAGAGCAUGUGAAAGCUCUGAAAGAGGAAGUUGGUGGCGGUGGCGGCGACUACAAAACAAUGCCAGGAUAUGCUGAAGACACGAGAGACGACCGAGCUGUUUUGUCAAAAGCCCUUGAAACGUUCCACAGCGAAACGUGCCUUCAAUUCGUGCCAAGGACCGACGAGGCCGAUUUCAUCCACAUCACUCCUGUCAACUCACCCAACCAAGAUUUUUGUGCGAGUGUCGUUGGGAAGCAGAACGGAGGUCAAUUGGUGUGUUUGGACAAAGGAUGUUUGUCGUGCUUGGGUCAUCCUGUGCACGAAUUGAUGCAUGCUGCUGGAUUUUGGCACGAACAGUCGAGACCAGAUCGGAAUCAGCACAUCAAGAUCAUGUGGGACAACAUCAGGCCAGGUGAAGAGCACAACUUCAAAAUGCAUGAUCCCAAGGAAAUUAAUUUGCUGAACAGCGAAUAUGACAUUGGAUCAGUGAUGCACUACGGGCCUUACUUCUUUGCCAGAGACCCGUCGAAGAAAACCAUUGUGAACAAAUACCCAAUACCCGUUGGGGUUCACAUGGGGCAACGGGUUGGCCCGAGUGCACUGGAUGUCCAGAAGAUGAACAGACUUUACAAGUGCAGUAUUCCUUGUGACAACGACUACUACAAGGGAACUACCGAGUGUCUGAUCCAAAAACUGAACGGAUCCUGUUUCGAGCCUCAAAUGCAACAACAUUGCAAAAGGGCGUGUGGAUUUUGUUGGUAAAGAAAAAAUAAACAAAUGCAAUCACUAAAUCUGUAUCACGCCAAGUAUAUUCGCUUAACUGUAUCAAAAAUGCAAGCAGUAUAUUAUAAAAAAUAAGCCUGAAAUGUGUCUGUCUGAAUGGAUGUCAGCUGGAAUAAAAUCAAGAACGCAUUUUCACGCUGGGGAAGAAACA
Messenger RNA from Notodromas monacha, 1315 nucleotides. The record is from the annotation of a GenBank genome assembly. Lineage: Eukaryota; Metazoa; Arthropoda; Ostracoda; Podocopida; Cyprididae.